This is a messenger RNA of Lottia gigantea (owl limpet), 1488 nucleotides long. RefSeq lists its product as hypothetical. The record is from RefSeq and is a predicted model, not a curated record. NCBI's taxonomy places the organism in Eukaryota, Metazoa, Mollusca, Gastropoda, Lottiidae. Bases 1 to 1488 code for a protein of 495 amino acids. The transcript is spliced from 2 exons.
AUGGUAUAUAGUAAUCACUAUAGUGUGAUGGUAUAUAGUAAUCACUAUAGUGUGAUGGUAUCUAGUAAUCACUAUAGUAUAAUGGUAUAUAGUAAUCACUAUAGUGUGAUGGUAUAUAGUAAUCACUAUAGUGUGAUGGUAUCUAGUAAUCACUAUAGUAUGAUGAUAUCUAGUAAUCACUAUAGUGUGAUGGUAUCUAGUAAUCACUAUAGUAUGAUGAUAUCUAGUAAUCACUAUAGUAUGAUGGUAUCUAGUAAUCACUAUAGUGUGAUGAUAUCUAGUAAUCACUAUAGUAUGAUGGUAUCUAGUAAUCACUAUAGUAUGAUGGUAUCUAGUAAUCACUAUAGUAUGAUGGUAUCUAGUAAUCACUAUAGUAUGAUGGUAUCUAGUAAUCACUAUAGUGUGAUGGUAUAUAGUAAUCACUAUAGUAUGAUGGUAUCUAGUAAUCACUAUAGUCUGAUGGUAUAUAGUAAUCACUAUAGUAUGAAGGUAUCUAGUAAUCACUAUAGUAUGAUGGUAUAUACUAAUCACUAUAGUAUGAUGGUAUAUAGUAAUCACUAUAGUGUGAUGGUAUCUAGUAAUCACUAUAGUGUGAUGGUAUCUAGUAAUCACUAUGGUGUGAUGGAAUCUAGUAAUCACUAUAGUAUGAUGGUAUCUAGUAAUCACUAUAGUAUGAUGGUAUAUAGUAAUCACUAUAGUGUGAUGGUAUCUAGUAAUCACUAUAGUGUGAUGGUAUCUAGUAAUCACUAUAGUGUGAUGGUAUCUAGUAAUCACUAUAGUAUGAUGAUAUCUAGUAAUCACUAUAGUGUGAUGGUAUAUAGUAAUCACUAUAGUGUGAUGGUAUCUAGUAAUCACUAUAGUAUAAUGGUAUCUAGUAAUCACUAUAGUGUGAUGGUAUCUAGUAAUCACUAUGGUGUGAUGGAAUCUAGUAAUCACUAUAGUAUGAUGGUAUCUAGUAAUCACUAUAGUAUGAUGAUAUCUAGUAAUCACUAUAGUGUGAUGGUAUCUAGUAAUCACUAUAGUAUGAUGGUAUCUAGUAAUCACUAUGGUGUGAUGGUAUCUAGUAAUCACUAUAGUAUGAUGGAAUCUAGUAAUCACUAUAGUGUGAUGGUAUCUAGUAAUCACUAUAGUAUGAUGGUAUCUAGUAAUCACUAUGGUGUGAUGGUAUCUAGUAAUCACUAUAGUGUGAUGGAAUCUAGUAAUCACUAUAGUGCGAUGGUAUCUAGUAAUCACUAUAGUAUGAUGGUAUAUAGUAAUCACUAUGGUGUGAUGGUAUCUAGUAAUCACUAUGGUGUGAUGGUAUCUAGUAAUCACUAUAGUGUGAUGGAAUCUAGUAAUCACUAUAGUGUGAUGGUAUCUAGUAAUCACUAUAGUGUGAUGAUAUUAUCAUUUGAGAUGAAAAAUCCAAAGGAAGAUGGUUCAGGUUGUAUUUUUUUAAACACUGUUUCACGAUCAAUUUUGUUGUUAAUACAGUAUUGUUCAGUGUGA